Messenger RNA from Dacryopinax primogenitus, 2713 nucleotides. RefSeq lists its product as uncharacterized. The transcript is spliced from 4 exons. NCBI's taxonomy places the organism in Eukaryota, Fungi, Basidiomycota, Dacrymycetes, Dacrymycetales, Dacrymycetaceae. The coding region runs from base 187 to 1578 and encodes 463 amino acids. The record is from RefSeq and is a predicted model, not a curated record.
GGCAAACGCAAAGCCGCGCCAACUAGCUUUCGGAUAGCUCACACGAAGACUGACGAGUCCUCGAGCGUGUCAGAGACUGAGAGCGAACCUUCGGCAUAUGAGUCGCAGUAUUCAGAUGACGAGCUAUCGGGCGAUGAUAACGACGGCUACUCCUCAGAAGGAGAACUCAAACUCGAUGCCUCUGCUAUGCAGGCGAACGAUACCCCAGACCUUGGACUCUCUCGCCUCAGAGUGCAAGGCGGCGGUGUAUCGACUCCUGCACGCGCCUCCUUCGUCCUGGUGAAUGGCGCGCUCGUACAAAAUGAGAAGAAGAAGAAGGCGAAGAACUACGCAUGCACAUGGCCGGGAUGUGCUAAGGCUUAUACGAAGCCUAUCAGGCUAGAGGAGCACGAAAGGAGCCACACUGGCCAUCGACCAUACCAUUGCGAGGAAUGCGGACAAUCCUACAUGCGCGAUACCCAUUUUUCUGCUCACCUACGCUCGCACCGACCCGACUUAGAGAAACCCUAUGUGUGCACCGAAGAGUCUUGCGACAAGCAUUUCUGGACCUCUUCGCAGCUCAAAGCGCAUGCGGCGACACACCGAGGUGAAAUGCCCUUCGCAUGUGACCAAUGCGAAGAUCGAUUUGCGAAGAAUGCACAAUUGAGGAGGCAUGUGGCGGUCAAGCAUUGUCCACCAGGGACAAAGGUGUUUAGGUGUAUACAUGAGGGGUGCACGAAAAGCUUUGCUCAUAGUGCAAAGCUGAGAGCACAUGAGAGGAAACAUGACACUGAACGCUAUGUCUGUUCACAUCCCUCAUGCUCCUCGCUAGACCGUUUCCCUACAUGGACCGCUCUCAGACGCCAUGUACAGGAAGCGCAUCCUCCUACAUGUCCCUACAAGAUGUGCAGAGGGAAAAUGUUCAGCAGAAAAGACAACUUAAGAGCGCACAUGAAAAUGCAUGAAGAGGGUCAUGCACUUGAUGAGUCUGGAGAAGAGAGCGAUGAGAGUGACGAAGGUCGUCGCAAGAGGAGGAAGAAUGGGGGGGAGUGGAAGUGUGGAGAAGACGGAUGCACCAAGUCCUUCCGCGCUCAAGCUGCCCUUAACAAGCACAAACAAAUUUCCCAUCUUGGCUUGCGGCGUUUCGCGUGCAAUGUGCCCAAAUGCGAAUAUACAUGUGGGUAUAAGCAUGUCCUACAAAAACACAUUCAGCGACACCAUGCCCCCGUCAGUGCGGCAAACGAUGUUGAUCCGGAACACAGAGAGAGGAUCAAGGUAGAACAGGAAGAUAUAUUGCUCUCGGCUGACAACCGAUUCAUUCCGGUCCCAAAUGUGUGCGCCCAGGAACCAUCACCUGAGGACAUCAUCUCCCUCCUGACGGGCGCACCGCGACACGUUCAACCAGCUCGGCGUAUUCUCCCAUGCCCCUUCCCCGACCUGCUCGAGCAACCCUUCGACACCGAGCGACGUGGAACAUGCGUCUGGACUUGUAGCAGAGUGUACGACUUGUGGCGGCAUUUACGUCGGGAGCAUGGGUUUGAUUGCGAGAGGUCGGUGUUGGAGACUUGGGUUAAGGAAGGAGAAGAGCGAGCGGUGUAGCUAUGCGUUGCUUGAGUAAUGGCGCAGCUCCUUACAGAAAGGAUUUGUUUAUUGAAUUGUAUCCUUGCAUAAUCGCCCUUGAACGUCGUCCCAAUAAUCAUAGAAAGUUUUUCUCGGGGUGACUGUUAGAUCCUGUUCAUCCUGGGUCGUGGGCCCAUCAACCUAGCUGCUUCCCGUGUCGAAUUCAUUUAUCUUGCCUACGUCAAACGGUGAUGAACUGUGCUGUCGGCCCGUCUUAGUAGGUCUCGUUCCCAUCUGAAGGUGGAGCGAGGAAUUCUUGGCAUCCUUCGUAUUAUGUUUCAUACAGAAUUAACGCUUGCAACAUUGUUAUGGAUUGUGUUUUCGCAUAUAGACAAGGGGCUCUGAAGCCAAGGUUAGAGCGUCCAAGGUUACUUCUUGAACUUCUGCCUCCACACUCCCUUGUCGUUGGAAGGUACUCCAAGGAGUACCAUUCAACGACGAGCAUGUGAAGGCUGCCUUCUUGUUCCACAUUCUGUGUCAUUUUGUGAAUUUGCAUUUUACUGCGUUGUCUGAGAUGUCCUGCUGGUCCAGCAUGGUGCUCUGUAUGAUAUGCAGCGGUGAUAUGUAUGAGUCUGACGGGAAGCCGCGUAUACGUGUUUCAAGAAUUUCCCUGAUAGACGUGCCACUAUAGGAUUGCGUGCUAGAAGUUUUGGUCAGGAGUCUACAUAACAGAUCAGGACAGUCUGUUCGGUAAGAGACGCGCCGCACGUCUAUCAUCCUAUCCAGUAACUUUGAUCAAGAUCGGUGUCGACCGGAAUGGUAUUGCAAGUCGGACACAGUGCCCGAGUUGUACUGGCGGGCAAGCCGUUCAUGUGGAAGGCGUCGACGACCGUCCUGUGCCCGAAGAUAAACCGAUUGUUGGUAUUGACCGCGGCGCGGAGUAUCCAAAGUCGAGCAUCGGCACCAGUGCUGAUGGAUCUCUUCCAUUCCACGUUGUUUCCACAGGUCGCGUGCAAAAGCUGACCGCCAAUCAGAGUACAAGCAGGAGUGCAACAGACUUGCAGCCUGAUUUUUCUGUCCUUCCUUCAGAGCGCAGAGGUUGCACAAGAACGAUGCAGUCGCCACUUCUGGAUCGCAGGAUUUCGAGAGGCAGGAUCAGAUGUUGCUAGAUCUU